This is a messenger RNA of Trametes versicolor FP-101664 SS1, 1430 nucleotides long. RefSeq lists its product as uncharacterized. Bases 154 to 1074 code for a protein of 306 amino acids. The transcript has 5 exons. The record is from RefSeq and is a predicted model, not a curated record. Gene Ontology annotation, molecular function: DNA binding. NCBI's taxonomy places the organism in Eukaryota, Fungi, Basidiomycota, Agaricomycetes, Polyporales, Polyporaceae.
GCUACUAAAAGCUCCCCCCGCACCGCCGAUCUACGCUCAUCCUCGUCUCCAGACUGUGCUCUGGCCUUCUCAGCCGUGGGAGAUAGACCUGCCUGCUGUACAGCAUCGCCGCCUGCGUAGCCCGAUCUCUCUAGUGCAGCAACCAACUACAAGAUGCAGCUGCCUACCGCCACCGGUAUCCGCAUCCGCUCCAUGGCCGAUGCGCACGUUAUCUUCCACGCUGUCUCGCUCGGGGUGCUCCCCAUCGUCUCCCGACGGCUCGACAUAGACGAACGGCGAUACAUCCAUUCCGGAUGCGUGUGCGUCUGGGAAGAGCGCAGUGCCUGUGGCGAGGGUUCUUCGGCAACCGGCAUCGAGCGGUGGACGGACGGGAGGCGCUGGGGGCCUUCCAGAGUGCGCGACGAGUUCCUCUACUACCAGGAAAAGCUACCCGAAUUCGAGGCUGAUGAGGAGCUCGCGGCUCUCAUGCUUGGCGACAGCUACGAGAGCCGUCUGAUCAAGCAGACGUACUCUGUGUUCGUCGAUACCCCGACGGGCCGGCGGAAGUGGCAUCUAGUGGCCUACUUUACCGGCGAGACGCACGAGCGGCUCCUCACCGUCGACGACGUCCCCGAGCUCGCCGCCGUCCGCCCGCUCGUGCCCCCGGGCAAGUACACCACCGCGCGGCUCGCCCGGCAGCGCACGCGCCACGAGUCCGCAGCCCCCUCCCUCAACCUCAACUUCGGCGUACAGGAGCCUAGGGAGCCCAGAGCGGCGGCAGCGGCAGCACUGCCGUCUCUACUCGACCGCCAGCCCCUGUACACAAUCUCGCAGCAGGGCAACCUGGUCGCCCCGCACCCGCCAUCGGACAUCCGCCUCCCCGUGCUGAAGCCGACGCCCUGGGGCAAGCCGAGCUGGUUCGAGGGCGAGUUCGCGGCGCGCCAGCCGGAGCUGCACCGGGCCCUCAACAAGCACCUGCGGCGGAAUCCACACAUCAACCUCGCGCCGCUCAUCUACAUGCGCAAGACGCCAUACCCGCCGCGGGACGUCGCGGACGACGACAUCCUGCAAAAGUUUGACUGCGAGAUCCUCUGAGCGCGCACCUCUGGGCUCAGUCGACUGGCGCGGCACAGUGGUUUCCGGCACCGGCGGUCCUGCGAGAUGCGCCUGCCCCUGUUGCAUUGGCUGCACGGGUACGGCGCAGCGAGGAGGGCACUGCUGUCCGACGGUGAUCGUGUUCGUCAUGUAGGGUAGGACUCGGAGGGGGCGAAGGAGGGGCGAGCCUGGAGCGUGUCCCCCUCCGCCGACGUGAUCAUCUUCCGUGCUGUUCUGUUCACUAGCUAACGCGUGUUGUCAGAUAUAUACCCACAUCACUGUGCGCUCGCGUGCGCCCAGGCCUGUGCUGUAUUUGUACGCCCUAAUGACCACAUCCCGAUUCAAACAUUUUCUCC